Molecule: messenger RNA, 1820 nt
Organism: Cryptomeria japonica (Japanese cedar)
Lineage: Eukaryota; Viridiplantae; Streptophyta; Pinopsida; Cupressales; Cupressaceae
Product: zinc-finger homeodomain protein 2
Exons: 1
Coding region: 842-1534 (230 amino acids)
Biological process (GO): regulation of DNA-templated transcription; regulation of developmental process
Cellular component (GO): nucleus
Molecular function (GO): DNA-binding transcription factor activity; transcription cis-regulatory region binding
Source: RefSeq, a predicted model, not a curated record
ACCCAAAAAGCUUCUCCUUCUAAGAUAAUUCCCACAUCUGAUCAGCUAAAACCUUAUUUCCAAAUGACACGUUUCUAGUAGUAGGAGAUGGAACAGUGAUGGAAAGCCAGCGAGCGAGGAAUGGAAAUAAUGGAGUCGUUGAAGUUAUAAGAAGGACAAGAUGAUUUUUUGAUGUCGUAAAGCAUACAAAUGGCGUGUCGGAACAGAAGAGAAGACUUCCAAUCCGUCCUCGUUCAAAGAGUACGGUAGCUUGGAUGGAUGGAAGCUCACGCGGGGCUUUCCCUUCCAGUUCCGCCUUCAACGCUGCAUAAAUAUCGGAUUGCUUUCCACGCGGUUGGAUUGAUGAUGAGAUUGUAGCAGGCAAGGCCGGUCGUGUCGAAUCGAGUCGCCGUGCUGAUAAAUGGAGCCUUUGAAUCUUUUUAUUUUCAACUGCUCUUUCCCGAGCAGCACGAUGUUUAACGGAGAGGGAGGGUGUUAAGUAGGGUUUUGUGGAAAAAAAAUUCCUGUGCAGCUGAUAAUACAGCGUUUAUGUUUGCUUUGGGAAGGUACUCCAUUUUGGAUUUGGUUAGGUCUGAGUUGUGUUUUUGAUGGAUUAUUAUUUUCGUCGGUUGUCUUCUCGUCGAUUUGCGCUAUUUUAUGAAUUUAGAGGUUUUGAAUAAACCUUGCUUUGCGGUCGGAUUAAGAAGAUCAGAUUUUGUGAGGCAGGAAGUUGGGGUUUUGGGCCGGAUCUAAGCUUUGAGGUGCAAGCAGGCGGUGCAAGGGUUUCAUAUUUUGGUUUUGGCCUAAAUUGUGUUUGUGUUUUUAGGAAUGAAAUGUUGGAGUGAGUAAGAAUUGAAGAAGGAUGGAUUUUGGAGGUGAGGAGAUCGGUAUGCGAAUGCCGAUGAACUUUGAUUCAGUACAGGAAUCUUCCAAGUUGAAGAUGUUGAGCAAUUCCAGUAAUGGCCGUGGUGCUUCUGGUUCUGGCUCGGAGGAGAUUCGAGGGAGUGGAGCGGAGGCUUUGGGGGUUAAGAAGGCUUUUGCCUACAGAGAAUGCUUGAAGAAUCAUGCGGCCAGUUUAGGCGGGCACGCCGUUGACGGCUGCGGAGAGUUCAUGGCGAGUGGAGAGGAGGGCACGCUGGAGGCCCUAACCUGUUCUGCCUGCCUUUGCCACCGCAACUUUCACCGCAGAGAAGUUGAGGGAGAGCCUUCAUGCCCUUACUGCAACAGGAAAAGAGCCGCCUUUGUGCCGCUCACAUCUCCUCACGCUCACACGCCUUUGCCCUUGCCGCAAUUCGCUUCUGAAGAGCACGCCAGUGCAGCGGGGACAUCGGCCGCGGCGGCGGCCGCGGCUUUUGCGGCGAAGAAGCGCUUCAGAACAAAGUUUACUGUCCAACAGAAGGAGAAAAUGUUCGUAUUUGCAGAGAAAUUAGGGUGGAGGAUUCAGAAGCAAGAUGAGCCCGCCGUGCAGCAGUUCUGUGCUGAAGCAGGCGUCAAGAGGCAUGUUCUCAAGGUCUGGAUGCACAAUAACAAGAACACCCUAGGGAAAAAAGCUUAGAACCAGCUUAACAAUUCUUAUUUCUCAAUCUUCAUUUCUACUCGCCCGGUGUAAAGCAAAUCAGAUUGACAUUCAAUUUAAAGCCGGUCAGUUGCAAAAACAAUGCUACCGAAUUUUAAUUUUUCUCUAAUUUAGUGUUCUCUUUUAGAGGGCAAAGCAAAUCAGCUCAGUUUCCCAACGAGAUUGUUCUCAUUUGUACAGUAAUUUCAUGUUACUAGGUGGCAUUGUAUCUGAGUGAGUCCUUCGGGUUCUCCACGCAGUUUCGAACACGCGUUGUUUAACUUUA